Molecule: messenger RNA, 9042 nt
Organism: Polypterus senegalus (gray bichir)
Lineage: Eukaryota; Metazoa; Chordata; Cladistia; Polypteriformes; Polypteridae
Gene: chd9
Product: chromodomain helicase DNA binding protein 9
Exons: 39
Coding region: 339-8984 (2881 amino acids)
Molecular function (GO): protein binding; ATP binding; ATP-dependent chromatin remodeler activity
Source: RefSeq, a predicted model, not a curated record
AUAUGCAAAUAAGGCGGAUCGUCACGUUAGCGGAGGUCGCCGGCAGCGACGGCACUGAUUAAAAAAACAAGGGAGAGGAAAAAAAAAUCAACUUGGGAGUUCGAGAGCAAGCGUUACUCUGGACUGACGGACUGCUCGCUGAGAGCGUCGCGACGCCACUGGGCGAGCCGAUUAAGUUGGAGAUGCUGCGCUGCCUUUCCUAAUUGGCCAGUGAUGCAGAACAUAUUUUUGAUCUUCAGGAACUAAAUUGCAUUCUGGGGAUUUGUUUCUAACAGGGUGGACUGUGGCUUCUCACAGUCCAGGUCUGUGGACAUUGCUGGAGUAGGACUAAUCUCACAAUGGACUUGUUUGAUGAUCCAAUUUUGUAUACCAGAGGCAUGGAGGCUCUUUCAGAUGACAGCUUUGUCCUCUCUGGCUCCUCCUUGCUUGUAGAUGAUCUGAACCUUAAUGCAGAGUUUGAGCCCCUCCAGGUGGAACCUCUGGAUCAUGUGAAGCAGACUGGGAACGUCUCAACAUCUCAGCCUAUCCUUGGCUUUGAGCAGCAUGUCAGUCCAUUUGAGUCCCUCAAGGAGACACACCCCCUAGACCAUGCCUUCUCAAUUGGAGUGGAGAAUGGAAGUGUGCUAACACCACCGUGUUCUCAGCAUGCUCCCUCCCCUUCACACCAGUCAAGUCAGUCAAAUGGCUUGUUUCCAGGUGCCUCAAACAGCAGCCCAAUGUGGGGACAUCACCAUGAGAAUGGAACAGAAUUUCACCAGCAUAGUGGGGUUUCCCAUUCUAUGCAGCAACACAACAAAAGUUUCACAGAGCACCAGAACUUUGGGUUAUUUCAAACUGCUUCAUUGCAGCAGAGCCACCACCCGACCCAUCCUAUGCCACCUACACCAGUUUCUCAGGAGAAUAUAAACCAGUCCAAAUUGUUCAUGGAUGUAAACAGCACAUCUUCUAUGACAAAUGUUCACCGGACAGGAACGAUGAGCAGCCAUCUUGGUUCUCAUCAUUCUGCCACUUCUCACCAGCUUUGUAACCUGGCCUCAAAUUUACAGCUGCCUUACCAGAGACCAUCUUCAACUCUCUCCCUGCCUUCCUGCUCAGUGAAUCAGAAUUCCCAUUUUCAGAAUUCGCCUUCCAGCUACACUUAUUCCGGUAAUACAUGUGUGAACAAUGAGAAGGUGCUGUCUACAGGUUCAUUUUCCAACACAGUGCAGGCUCCAGUUUCAGAUUUCCUAGAGGAGUCCGACUCCUUUCUUUUACUGGCAGGAGCCAGACAGGGACCUGCAGAACAACACCAGCAGGUGACACAAAAUCCUGUGUGUGAAAAUUCUUUUCAUGCAAAAAAUACUCAGGGAGGUUUUGCCAGAACAAGAAAUCCUACUGAAGAGUUGAGCUGCUUUCAAACAGCAUUGCGACGCUCCUCUGAGCAGUUUGGCAGUUCGCAACCGACAUCGGACCCUGCACCAAACAGUGGCUUUUCUGAACUGGAAGAGAACUUACUUCAGCAAAUGGAUACUCCGUCUAUGCCUUUUGGAGACCUUGAUCCAGAUGAUCUUCUUGAGGGGAGCUUGCUGCCUCAGUUUGAAACCACUUUUGGACAUGAAAACCCCUGCGCUUCUAUGGAAUCCCAUCCAUGUGACAACGCCUGGCCAGAUGUUAAUGACUCGGCACCUUGUUUCAAGCAACAGCCUCCUACCUCUAAAAACACUAAUGACUCUGGUAUGCCGGCUAAGCCGUACAGUGCCAAGGUGAAGAGCAACACCUCUACAAUGUCAGAAAAAAAGCAGAAGAAAAAGGUAUCAAUGGAAGUACUGGUGGAAGAUAAACAAGAAAAAGCGAACCGCAUAAUAUCAGAGGCAAUUGCCAAGGCCCGGGAACGUGGUGAGAAGAACAUUCCUAGGGUCAUGAGUCCUGAGAGUUUCCCUACCUCCUCCACUGAGGUCUGCCAAGAAAGGAAGGUUCGAAAGCUCAAAAACAAACCUAAGGAAAAAUUGUUAAAGAAGAGCAAAGGUGGUCCAUCCUCUAAAGCAAAGCAAAAGUCAAAGAUUGGGAAAAUUGUUAUUAAAUUUGGUAAGAAGAAGAAGCGGAAAAAUGAGUCUUCAGAUGAAGUGUCUGAUACAGAACCAAUAUCCCACCGCUCUGCCAAGGAUGAGGAUGUGACAAGGAGAUCAAACCGUCAAGUCAAAAGGAAAAAAUAUGCAGAAGAUGGAGAAUCCAAGAUUUCUGAUGAUGAGGUAAAGGUUUCAAAUAAAACCAAAAAGCUGACAGCAACAACAACAACAACAACACCGUCUUCCAGAACUGAACAGCCACUGCAGCUCUUUGUGGAAAAUCCAAGUGAAGAAGAUGCAGCAGUUGUUGAUAAAAUCAUGUCUUCAAGAAUUGUUAAAAAAGAGGUGUCUCCUGGAGUGAUGGCAGAGAUUGAAGAGUUUUAUGUCAAAUACAAAAACUACUCCUACCUGCACUGUGAAUGGGCCACUGAGGAGCAACUUCUGAAAGACAAGAGGAUCCAACAAAAAAUAAAGCGCUUCAAGAUGAAGCAGGCACAAAGGGCUCACUUCUUUGCAGAUAUGGAGGAGGACCCGUUCAAUCCAGAUUACACUGAAGUGGAUCGUGUGCUAGAGGUCUCAUAUUGUGAAGACAGUGACACAGGAGAGCCCAUAAUUUAUUAUUUAGUGAAGUGGUGCUCUUUGCCUUAUGAAGAUAGCACAUGGGAGCUCAAGGAGGAUGUAGACCAGAGCAAAAUUGAGGAAUUUGAACUUUUGCAAACAGCUCAACCAGACACAAGGAGGAUAGAGCGGCCCCCAGCCAAUAUGUGGAAGAAAAUUGAGCGAUCCAGAGAAUAUCGGAAUAGCAAUCGACUCAGGGACUACCAGCUGGAAGGAGUAAAUUGGCUUCUCUUUAACUGGUACAACAGGCAAAACUGUAUUCUUGCUGAUGAAAUGGGUCUUGGAAAAACUAUUCAGUCCAUCACAUUCCUUGAAGAAAUUUAUCUAACUGGUGUCCGGGGGCCCUUUCUCAUCAUCGCUCCGCUUUCUACUAUUGCCAACUGGGAACGAGAAUUUCGCACGUGGACUGACCUGAAUGUUAUUGUAUAUCAUGGCAGCAUGGUCAGUCGGCAAAUGCUUCAGCAGUAUGAAAUGUACUUCAGGGAUUCACAGGGCCGCAUUAUCCGUGGAGCCUACAAAUUCCAAGCCAUCAUCACCACAUUCGAGAUGAUUCUAGGUGGCUGUCCAGAAUUAAAUGCCAUUGAAUGGCGCUGUGUCAUCAUUGAUGAAGCACAUCGGCUCAAAAACAAAAACUGCAAACUACUGGAGGGAUUCAAGCUCAUGAACCUGGAACACAAGGUGCUGUUAACUGGGACUCCAUUGCAAAAUACUGUGGAAGAGCUCUUCAGUCUCCUGCACUUCCUUGAGCCAGUCCGUUUUCCUUCAGAGUCAACAUUCAUGCAAGAGUUUGGGGACCUGAAGACAGAAGAGCAGGUUCAGAAGCUACAGGCCAUCCUAAAGCCAAUGAUGCUCCGGCGCUUGAAAGAAGAUGUAGAAAAGAAGCUUGCACCUAAGGAGGAGACCAUUAUUGAGGUUGAACUGACCAACAUUCAGAAGAAAUAUUAUCGGGCAAUCUUGGAGAAAAACUUUUCCUUCCUGACUAAAGGGGCUGGUCAAGCUAAUGUGCCCAAUCUUGUCAACACUAUGAUGGAGUUGCGCAAAUGUUGUAAUCACCCAUACCUUAUAAAGGGUGCUGAAGAGAAGAUUUUGGAAGAGUUCAAAGAUACAUACAGUCCUGCCUCCACUGACUUUCAUCUGCAGGCAAUGAUCCAGUCUGCUGGAAAAUUAGUUCUCAUUGACAAGCUGCUUCCCAAGAUGAAGGAUGGGGGCCACAAAGUACUGAUUUUUUCCCAAAUGGUUCGAUGCUUGGAUAUACUUGAGGACUAUCUCAUACAAAGAAGGUACCUCUAUGAGCGGAUUGAUGGUAGAGUGAGAGGAAACCUACGCCAAGCUGCUAUUGACCGCUUUAGCAAACCUGACUCUGACCGCUUUGUGUUCCUACUCUGCACCAGAGCUGGAGGCCUGGGUAUCAACUUAACUGCUGCUGACACAUGCAUUAUUUUUGAUUCUGACUGGAACCCCCAGAAUGAUCUACAGGCUCAAGCAAGGUGUCACCGAAUUGGCCAGAACAAAGCUGUGAAAGUGUACAGGCUAAUAACCCGGAAUUCCUAUGAGAGAGAGAUGUUUGACCGAGCAAGUCUUAAAUUAGGACUGGACAAAGCAGUGCUGCAGAGCAUGAGUGGUAGAGAAAACAGUGUUGGAGGCCAGAUCCAGCAGCUAUCCAAGAAAGAAAUUGAAGACUUGCUGCGAAGAGGGGCCUAUGGUGCAAUAAUGGAUGAAGAGGAUGAGGGUUCAAAGUUUUGUGAGGAAGACAUUGAUCAGAUCCUUCAACGGCGAACUAAAACCAUUACAAUUGAGUCAGAAGGAAGGGGUUCAACUUUUGCAAAAGCAAGUUUUGUGGCAUCUGGAAACAGAACUGAUAUUGCCCUAGAUGAUCCAAAUUUCUGGGAUAAGUGGGCUAAGAAAGCAGAGAUAGAUAUGGAUGCUAUCAAUGGUAGAAACAGUUUAGUGAUUGACACACCAAGGGUGAGGAAGCAGACACGUCCCUUCAGUGCAACAAAAGAUGAAUUGGCUGAACUGUCUGAAGCAGAGAGUGAAGGGGAUGACAAGCCAAAGCUUCGUAGGCCAUAUGACCGCCUUAAUGGAUACGGCAGGACAGAGUGCUUCAGGGUGGAGAAGAACUUGUUGGUCUAUGGGUGGGGGCGCUGGAAAGAUAUCCUGGUGCAUGGCCGCUUCAAGAGGCAACUAAACGAGCAUGAUGUGGAAAUUAUUUGCCGGGCCCUGCUAUCUUACUGCUUAGUUCAUUACAGGGGCGAUGAAAAGAUUAAGAGCUUUAUGUGGGAUCUCAUUGCUCCUACAGAAGAUGGUCAGACCAAGGAACUUCAGAAUCAUCUUGGUCUUUCUGCACCAGUUCCCAGAGGUCGUAAAGGGAAGAAAGUCAAAAACCAACCAAGCACGUUCGACAUCCAGAAAGCUGAAUGGCUGCGUAAGCACAAUCCUGAGCAUCUGUUACAAGAUGACGGCUACAAGAAGCAUCUGAAGCACCACUGUAACAAGGUGCUUCUCAGGGUGAGAAUGCUGUACUAUCUGAGGCAGGAGGUCAUUGGAGAUCAGUACCAGAAGGUCAUUGAUGGUGUUGAUCACAGUGAGACUGAAGUUUGGAUUCCAGAGCUUGAUCACUCGGAGCUUCCUGCAAAAUGGUGGGAUAAAGAUGCAGACAAGUGUCUUCUGUUAGGUGUCUUUAAGCAUGGAUAUGAAAAGUACAACACCAUUCGUGCAGAUCCUGCUCUCAGCUUCUUGGAAAGAGUUGGCAAACCAGACGAGAAGGCAAUUGCAGCAGAACAGAGGGCCUGUGACUUUAUGGAUGGAGAUGUUGAUGAUCCUGAAUACAAGCCAGCCCCAGCGCUAUUAAAAGAUGACAUUGAGGAUGAUGCAUCCUCACCAGGGGACCUAGUAAUUGCAGACAGCAAUGGAGAUGCACACAUCAUGGAAGGAGAUGCAAUGUAUUGGCCCCCUUCUUCUGCCUUAACCACACGCCUCCGCCGCCUUAUUACCACCUAUCAGCGAAAUACAAAAAAUAGGCAGAUUCAGCAAAUUCAGCAAGUCUACUUGGCACAGCAGUGCCUCCAAACACCUGUCUGUGAGGAGACCAUUACACCCAAGAUGGCAGCCAAAAUCGAAAGACAGCAAAGGUGGACUAGAAGAGAAGAAGCAGAUUUCUACCGUGUGGUAUCCACCUUUGGUGUGGUGUUUGAUCCAGAAGCUAGCAGGUUUGAUUGGACUAAAUUCAGAGCCAUGGCACGGCUUCACAAGAAGACAGAUGAAAGUCUUCAGAAAUACUUGUGUGCAUUUACAGCAAUGUGUCGACGGGUCUGUCGUCUGCCUCCCAAGGAAGGAGAAGUUGCGGACCCAUCGAUUUCUAUUCAGCCCAUUACAGAAGAGCGUGCCUCACGAACACUCUACAGAAUAGAGCUCUUGCGGAAAAUCCGUGAACAGGUUUUACGGCAUCCUUUACUGUUUGAGAGGCUGAAACUGUGCCAACCAAGUCCGGACCUUCCUGUCUGGUGGGAACCUGGAAGCCAUGAUCGUGACCUUCUGAUUGGUGCAGCAAAGCAUGGAGUGAGCCGCACAGAUUAUCACAUUUUGAGGGAUCCUGAACUUUGCUUCAUGGCAGCUCAAAGCAACUAUAGUCAGAACAAGGGAGCUCAGUCUCGGACUUCCACACCCCUUUUACAACAGCAGCAUCAGAUGACUUUACUGUGCUCACCACUUACCCCACAGCCAAGGACAACAGAUACAAAAGGCACUCAGGCAGAGGACUUGCAGUCUAGAAAUGAAGGGGUUAGCCAAGACAGAGAUUCUUCAGCCACAUCUGAGGAGGAUGAUGGUUCCAUUACAACAGCAGAGUCAAAAAUUGCAGCAAAGGUCUGGAUUCCUUCAGGGGAUUCACUUCAAAUAGGAGUAAAGAGCGGUAAUGACCGGAGAAUGGUGGCUGCAAGGACCAAGCCUCUGACCCCCAAUUCAGUGGCUAAGAAACAACACCGCAAGAGAGGCUGCAGUGGCAGUUCAGGGUCUGACUCUGACUCAGAUGCUUCCUCCUCCUGUUCAUCUCGGUCAUCAUCUUCUUCCUCCUCCUCGUCUUCCUCAUGCUCCCACUCUGGGUCAAGCUCUUCUUCCUCCUCCUCAUCUUGCUCCUCAGGUUCCUCUUCGUCUUCCUCCUCCUCAUCUUCCUCCUCUGAAGACAGUGACAGUGAAGCAGAGGAGAGAAAUAAGAAUGCAGAAGCUAUGCCAAGAAUGAAAGGUUUUGAUGAAGACAGUGUUGCAUCACUCAGCACGACGCAGGACGAGACACAGGACAGCUUUGUCAUGGACAAUGGAAUACCAAACUCCUCUCCCAUGUUUCACGGGGGUUACAUGCUAGCAGCGUCGUUCUGGCCAAAGGAUCGUGUCAUGAUCAACCGUUUGGACAGCAUUUGCCAGGCAAUCCUCAAAGGGAAAUGGCCAACUGUGCGAAGGACAUAUGAUUGCAACGCAGUAGCAUCCUUCUACACUACCAAGCUGCUGGACAGCCCCACUGCAGCUGCUAACUUAAGCGACUCCAGAGUCAGCACACCUCCACUGCCAGGCCUCAGAGAAGACCCGUCAGUGUCGCCUCAGAUGUUAAAGGUGAAGAAGCAUGUACAACAAGAAAAGGAGUUUACAGUGAAAAUCAAUGACCAGGAAGGUGGGCUGAAACUGACUUUCCAGAAACAGGGCCUUCCCCAAAAGCGACCCUUUGAAACUGAUGAUAUUCCAAUGGGCCAGCAACAGUAUUUGGCUCGUCUGCGUGAACUGCAAAGUGCCUCAGAUGCCAGUUUGGCUGAUUUCACCAAGCCAUUGGCUUCCCCAGGUGCCUCUGGUCAAUUGAGACCAAAUGGAGUUCUUGAACCACCUAUGGCAAAGAGGAGAAGAGGCAGAAGGAAGAAUGUAGAAGGAAUUGACUUGCUCUUUCUAAAUAAGAACAAGGCUUCUUUAAACAAUGUUGAAAGUACUCUUCAAGUUAGUCCCAGCAUGUUAUACUGCCAGGGCCAGGGGACACUAGAUAUGGAGAGCCGAAUCCCGGUCAUCAAUUUAAAAGAUGGAACACGACUUGCUGGAGAUGACGCACCAAAGAGAAAAGAUCUAGAUCAGUGGCUGAAAGGUCACCCAGGAUAUGUAGCCGAUGUUGGGGCUUUCAUCCCUGGUGUGAGUAAAAUGCCUUUUCAAGAUGGGCAACCCAAACAGAAAAGGCAUCGUUGUAGAAAUCCAAAUAAAAUUGAUGUGAACAGCCUGACUGGAGAUGAACGUGUUCAGGUCAUCAACAGGAGAAAUGCGAGAAAGGUUGGUGGUGCUUUUGCACCACCUCUCAAAGACAUCUGUCGAUUUCUUCAAGAGAAUCCAGAAUAUGGAAUCCCACCAGAAUGGGCUGAUGUUGUAAAAAACUCUGGUUUCCUUCCAGAAAGCAUGUUUGAUCGCAUUCUUACAGGACCUGUGGUUCGGGAGGAGGUGAGCAGACGUGGACGGCGGCCCAAGAGUGAAAUUGCCAAGGCAGCAGCUGCAGCCUCAGCAGCAAAUACCCCCAUUCUUGGUGUUAAUCCUCUUCUUGCUAAUGGCCUGCUUCCUGGUAUGGACUUGUCUAGUCUUCAGGCUCUUCAACAAAAUCUGCAGAGUCUACAGUCAUUGCAACUGACAGCAGGGCUCAUGGGAUUACCAGCUGGUCUUGCCUCGGGGGAUGCCAAUAAUCUGGCCACCAUGUUUCCCAUGAUGCUGUCUGGCAUGGCAGGACUGCCUAACCUUUUGGGUUUAGGUAGUCUCUUGACUAAAUCUUCUGAAACAGUGACCUCUGAGGAUACAAAGGGAAAUGGAGCCAAUGAGUCUUCAAAGCUAUCAUCAGAUAUGAAAAUUGAAAGGACAGAAGGUCAGUCAGCAGAACCUUGCUCAGGAGAGCCUUCUGCCUCAAACUCUCCAUCAACCUCAAUGUCUACUUCAUUAAAUGCUUCUGCUGUGGCUGCUGCAGCAGUGACUGGAUCUCACUCAUUAGCUCUUAAUCCCUUAUUGAUAUCUAGUAUGCUAUAUCCAGGGAUGCUCCUCACUCCAGGCCUUAAUCUUCCUAUUCCAGCAUUAUCUCAGUCCAAUCUCUUUGAUGUGCAAAAAAGUGCAAACAGUAACUCGACCCCAGCGAGUGUCUCCGAGGAGACAGUAGAAGAAGUGAAACGGGAACAUCGGGCAGAGCAGGCAGAGACUGUUAUACCUACCCCUGACAUCUGUGCAGAUGACGGUUCAGACAAAGAUGUAUCUUCAUCAGAGUCCCAGAGCUCCUCCUCCUCUUCCUCAGACGAUUCAGAUUCUAGUGAUUCUGACUGAAUAUAUAUAUAUAUAUAUAUAUAUAUAUAUAUAUAUAUAUAUAUAUAUAUAUAUUAGU